AUGCUGCGGCGCACUCGCCUGACUGCCGGCAGGGCGCCUCCGGUGAUUGGGCAAACUCGGAAGGCACGCUUCGCCAAUAUCGAUGACAACCCGACGAUCACCUACAAGCCGUGGGACACGAGUGAACCACUUAUGGCCGACUAUGGCUGGCAGAGAGGCCAGCUUCCGAAGUUCCGUGCGCGCAGUCCUUUCCAUCGGCAGCAGAUCGCCCGCCGCAUGGUGACGGAGAUGAUACGGAAGGAUUACUGUAUUGUUGGCGGUGCUCGCGCUCCCGCACUGCGCAUCCUGGCUGACCACGUGGUGGAGCUCGCCAAGGCAGGCGAUACGGACUCGCGUCAGCACCUUGCGUACUUCCUGCACGAUCCGCUGAUGGUUGACAAGGCGUUUGAUGAGUACCCGCGCCGCUUUAAGGAUAUGCACGGCAAGUAUGCCAUGAUGACGCGUCUUAAGAGUCGUCGUCGCUCUGAUGGUGUGGCCAUGUACUUUGUAGAGUACAAGAACCGUGACCUUAGCGACAAUCACAAGGGUGAGGACUAUACAGCUGGCCCCGAGCGCUUCUUUCUGCCGCCGCGUAUUGUUGAGACGGAGAAGGGUAUCCAACGGCCGCCACAUAUGCAGAUGGCGUUUGACCGUUGGGCGAGUAAAUUCAAAACGGAAGAGUUUCAUCACUGGUGGCGUUUGCGUCACGCGAAGCUGCGCUUCUGGGGAGUGCGCAAUGUGCCGCACCCUAGCGAUGUCGAUCCGCUCUGGACGGAGAAGGAAGAGGAGGAGUGGCACAACGAAAUGCUUGCCAACACCGGCGACUUUGAGGACUUGGACCUCGAAGACGACACGUUUGCUGCAGCAGGAGAGGGCGGCGAGCCGGCACCCGAUGGGGCUGGGCCGGAGCCGCUUCGAAGGGCGUGA
Molecule: messenger RNA, 906 nt
Organism: Trypanosoma grayi
Lineage: Eukaryota; Euglenozoa; Kinetoplastea; Trypanosomatida; Trypanosomatidae
Product: 50S ribosomal protein L17
Exons: 1
Coding region: 1-906 (301 amino acids)
Biological process (GO): translation
Cellular component (GO): ribosome; large ribosomal subunit
Molecular function (GO): structural constituent of ribosome
Source: RefSeq, a predicted model, not a curated record